Molecule: messenger RNA, 501 nt
Organism: Cooperia oncophora
Lineage: Eukaryota; Metazoa; Nematoda; Chromadorea; Rhabditida; Trichostrongylidae
Source: the annotation of a GenBank genome assembly
AUGAUUGUGGGUGGAGUGACGUUGGCUGGAAUUUUCUCACUAAAUAGCCAAACGGUCAUGUCUGUGGAGCCAUCAACGUACACGACCGAGGACCCCUCAAAACGCGGAUUUCGACAGUUUUCUGAUGUCGAAAUCCGAACGAUCUACGGUGCAUUCACUGCAGUAACGCUCUGUGCUAAUCUAGUAUUCGCUUGUGCGCCAGCACGUGAGAUCAAGGACUGUAUCGGGAAGAGAAAGGGAAGCGUACGAGUGUUACAGGAACGUUUCGCGAGGAAAUGUAUCAGAUCCAGAAGAAUCUUCAUAGACAAACGAAUGGUCACUUUGCUGCCCCUCUUCAUUCAUCUAGGAUUCUACACCGCCUUCUGGAUGUCGGUCUAUUCAACGUCAUUGGUGUUCACCAAAUCGCUCUCUGCUCACAUAUACCUGCCAGCUUUCUUCAGCAUGGCUGUUGGUACUGGGGAAGUUUCUAGGAUUGGCUGGUGCUCUCCUGAUGGCCGUUAG